AUGUCAAGUGGGGAUUCAUUAUUGCAGAACAAUGAAAGUACGGUGUGUAACACUGGAGGUUGGGACAAACAGAAAGGGGGGCAUACGAAUGACACCUUUGGUUGCACCAGGAGUGGCAGUCAAAGUGGAAGCCAAAAUGGCAACCAAAGUACAGCUAGCAACGGAGGCAACCCCAUCACCGAUAACGAAGUUAGCAAGUGCGUGGAUGAGGCUGGGGGAGACACACAGGACCUUGGACAUACGCAUAAAAAAAAGUGCAGAAAAACUAACUCGGUCCAUAAAUACAAAGGAGACAAAUCAAAUUUUUAUGAGAAUGAAAACAGUUACAUGAUUCAUUGCAGAAAUGGAGUAAGCGAUGAUAUACAAUAUGAAACGUCAAUAAUACUAGAUGAGCAAACAAUUAAUACACAUCAUCUGUGGGAUACAAUGACACUUGAUGAUAGCGAAAAUUUGAAGGAGACCCAUGGUAACAAAAUAAUUAAUGUUGAAAAGGUGGAGCACGACAAACAUUACAAACUUAAGACCCCUGUGACAGAGAAUGUGUAUGACGUUGAUAGAGCCAGUAGGAUACCAAAUGGCCACGGGGUGACUGCUACAAAUGCGACAACUAAUGCCACCACAAAUGCGACCACCGAUUUUAGUUACCCAUUUUGCAAUGAAUCUACUCUGAACCAUUAUGUGAAGAAUAAAUCGAAACCUUCUGACGAAGAUAAUGAAAAGGAGAGAGAGGAAGUUGUUGACAGGCAGGGCAUAGGAAAGAACUCCUUUCUCCAUAAUGGUCAUUUGCAAACUGCAAGGGAGAAUGCUUACUGUAAAGGGCUGCCCAAAGGAGGAGGAGAUAGACAGCAGAAUGUAUGCCGAAGCAGAAGUGAGGAAAUCCAACCCUGCGAUCCUAUACAAUGGGGAAGCAUAAAAGAAGAUGAACAAGAAAAAAAUACAGUGAAAAAAAUCAAGGAGCAAGACGACUACGGAAAUGGAAAGCAUAUAGUAGGAGAAGAAAAAAAAGAUAAGAAAUCCACAACCAAUGUUAUAGAAAACUACAAAAAGGAGUUAAUAAAAUAUAUAGAAUUGAACAUCCUGACGAGAAAAAAGGUACACAUGGAAUUGUUUUUACAUCACCAAAUUAAUUGCUACGAUUUGUUACUAGAAAUAAGGAAAAAGAUACCCAUCUGGGGAGAGUACGAAGCGAACUUUUUUUUUCAUUGGAAAAAAAUUAUGACCAUAUGUAUUGAAGAGUUAAAAAUAUACAUCCUGAUAUUUCGGUCUUUAAAUAUCGAAACUGUUAAGCACUUGGAUUUUUUUAUGCUAAAAAUGAUUAUAGACGAGCUAGACGAACUAAGGAAGGUACACGAGCCUAAUUACAAGCCAUUCAUAUUUACACAGGAGUGCCUAAAUAAUUACCCAUGCUCCUGUUCAUUUGAAAAGAGCCCAGACAUUUGUGUUAAUAUGAAUGAAUUUAUCCAACCGUGGUAUAGGAAAAACUUUAACAAGUCUAUGGACAUUAAGAAGUUUUUAAAUUCCUUGGACAUUUUGGAAAAUCAGAAACAUAAGUCGUAUAUCAUCCAGGCGAUGGAGAUACCCACCUACAUCUUUGAUUUGUGCGAUUUGGAGGAAGCAAAAAAUGGAGCGGUCACGCCAAACGGGGGGGGACCACCAAAUGGGGUGCUUUCACCAAGCGUGAUUGCCACACCAAGUGGUGCAGCCUGCCCCAAUGUGGCUUCAUCUUCACCGAAGGAUACGUCGAAGAAGGUCAAAGACAUGUCCGCAAAGAGGAAAGAAAAUCAAACAGUGAAAAGUUUAAAUACUCCCGUAAACCACAAACCGAAAAAGAGAACAGGGUACUACGACCUCGAGAUAGACGGGGUUGUUGCAUCAUUUGAAGCCCGGAAGGGGGUUUAUUAUGACAAGUCCAGGAAACUCUGGAGGGCGAACUGGAAGGAAAACGGAAAGAUUCAGACAAAGGGAUUUUCAGUCAAUGGUAAAGAAGGAGGGACGGCGAGGACAGAUGAGCAUAGCUACAGGCACACAGCUGGAGGUGCAAGCAGCAAGGAUGCCAACUGCACAGAGUGA
Plasmodium fragile is the source of this 2070-nucleotide messenger RNA. RefSeq lists its product as uncharacterized. NCBI's taxonomy places the organism in Eukaryota, Apicomplexa, Aconoidasida, Haemosporida, Plasmodiidae. The record is from RefSeq and is a predicted model, not a curated record. Gene Ontology annotation, biological process: regulation of DNA-templated transcription. The transcript has a single exon. Gene Ontology annotation, molecular function: DNA-binding transcription factor activity. Bases 1 to 2070 code for a protein of 689 amino acids.